This is a messenger RNA of Coprinopsis cinerea okayama7#130, 753 nucleotides long. RefSeq lists its product as hypothetical. Bases 120 to 716 code for a protein of 198 amino acids. The transcript is spliced from 6 exons. Gene Ontology annotation, cellular component: membrane; cytosol; cytoplasm. Gene Ontology annotation, biological process: intermembrane lipid transfer; ceramide transport. Gene Ontology annotation, molecular function: ceramide 1-phosphate transfer activity; ceramide 1-phosphate binding. The record is from RefSeq and is a predicted model, not a curated record. NCBI's taxonomy places the organism in Eukaryota, Fungi, Basidiomycota, Agaricomycetes, Agaricales, Psathyrellaceae.
GCCCAGCUAUGCCUGCCUUGAUUAUGCGAAAGGCAUUCUGCAUCCUUCAAACACUCUACCUCAACGAUUGAGAUUUUUUUCGGACUCUUAGCAGUUCACCUCUGGCAACACCUGACCUUAUGAAACCGUAUUUCGAAUCCGUCAAGUCUUUUGCCGAUGUUACUAUAACGGAGAACGGGGUUGACACGGUCACUUUCCUGGAAGCCUCGGAUGGCCUUGUCGAGCUGUUUGGUCUGUUCGGCUCUGCCAUAUUCGAGUUCUUACAAAGCGACCUCCGAACCCAGAUCAAGGGUAUUCGUGCGCGCUACGAAGCCAGAAUGGACCAUUCACGCACCUUGGAAGCGUUGGUGCAAUGCGAUUACCGCGAAGAAUCCGAGGGAAAACCUAUACUCUGUGUGAUUCUCUUGCUUCGAGGAUUGCAUUUCGUCUGCCAGGCGCUUCAACGCGCUCAGAGUGACAAGUCAACUGAGCUGCGGAUAUGCUUUAAGAGGGCCUAUGACGAAGUGCUGCGUCAAUAUCACCCCUUUUUCAUUCGUGAAAUCGCUGCGCUGGCGAUUCGAGCAGUCCCUCGACGUAAUGAUUUCUAUGCCAAGAUUGCACAAGGUGCACCAAUGGAGAAACUUAAUGGCGAGUUGGACAAGUGGCUGGUGGGACUCGACCACAUUGUGCAGCACAUGGGGGGCUUUCUGUCGCAAGGCGGCUAUGGAACGAUCUAGGGUGGAGGGGUGGCGUGUACGUGCUGUUGACUACUGC